Molecule: messenger RNA, 2109 nt
Organism: Triticum aestivum (bread wheat)
Lineage: Eukaryota; Viridiplantae; Streptophyta; Magnoliopsida; Poales; Poaceae
Product: myb-related protein 1
Exons: 7
Coding region: 767-1927 (386 amino acids)
Molecular function (GO): DNA-binding transcription factor activity; DNA binding
Source: RefSeq, a predicted model, not a curated record
UUAAUUGAUUCAUUUAAACAAAGAUACACAUACUGCAUUCCUCUAAGAACAUUAAAAUCAUUAAUCACGUAACAUGAACCAGCAACACUAAACUAAAUAGUAACUAAGGUAACAGAGAAGUUGCGCAAAUAUUUCCAUCUCGGCAAAAUGAGUGAUUCGGAAAGGUAUCUUUCAUGCUCCAAGCAGAUAGCAGAUAAUAUGCCAAAAAAUAACAUUUUAGAAAGAUAAAUUGCUCCAGUUGUAGGUAUUUAUUCUGUAAGAUAAAUUGCUCCAGUUGUAGGUAUUUAUUCUGUACACAUACCUUCUACUGAUCUAAUGAGUAAAAUAUGCAGCUGAAGUUUCCAUACAGAAAUGCAGAGAAAGCUAAAGGGCAAGUUUCAUUACUGAGGGGUACAAGGUUGAUGUUACUCAGCUGUCACAGAUGCUAGAUUCUAUGUUUCCCCAUAUAAGGAGCCCCUCACAGGGCAUUCCUUAUCAACCUGAGAAGACCAAAAGGAUAUCAACAGGCUUAAGCUCACACGGAGAACAAGACUGGUAUUCGUCUUGUCAGUAGGGAAAUACUCAAUACACAGUUUCAACGUGCAACAGCAAAGAGGAAGGAAGCGACUGCAGAACAACAGAAGAUGUAUCACCAACAUCAGGGCCCUAGUGAGCUCUUCACUACUAGGACAACCUUUCCUAUGGAGAGGCAUCUGUUUCUGCACGGAGGAAGUACGCAAGGAGAUUCCGGGCUAGUUCUCUCAACCGAUGCAAAACCAAGGCUCAAAUGGACACCCGAGUUACAUCAGCGAUUUGUAGAUGCGGUCAAUCAAUUGGGUGGAGCAGAGAGUUAGUAUACAUCUAUAUGAUUCUUAUCUACUCAUUGUACAGAAGUCCGCUGAAUUCUUACACUCAUGUUUAUCACGCAGAAGCUACUCCAAAAACAGUCAUGAGGCUUAUGGGCAUUCCAGGACUCACCUUGUAUCAUCUGAAAAGCCACCUCCAGAAAUACAGGCUCAGUAAGAACCUCCAAGCUCAAGUUAACGUCGGGACAAACAAGAACACCAUAGGAUGUGCAAUUGCAGCUGAUGGCAUGCCCGGAACAAGUGUGCCAGCGAUGAUCAAUACAAAUGUCAUUCCACAGCCAGAGAAAACUAUGCAAAUUGGUGAAGCCCUACAGAUGCAAAUCGAGGUGCAGAGACAAUUAAACGAACAACUCGAGGUACAACGGCAUCUGCAACUACGGAUAGAAGCCCAAGGGAAGUAUCUGCAGGCAGUUCUAGAGCAGGCACAAGAGAGCCUUGGAAAACAGAAUUCGGGUCCUGCAAACCUGGAAGAUGCAAAGAUGAAAAUAUCAGAACUAGUCUCACAAGUAUCAAAUGAAUGUUUCGGCAGUGCAGUUACAGAGAUAAAAGAAAGUUCAAGUAUGCACAGACUAGAGCCAAGGCAAAUCCAGUUCAUGGAAAGUUCAACCAAUAACUGUUUGACUGCAGCCGGAGGAUUCAUCAAUGAGCAUAGACUACACAGCCAUGGAAUGCUCAAAGCAUAUGAUGAUAGUUCAAUAUUUUGCAGAAAGCACUCUCCUGACCAUGAGUAUCAGUUUUCCCUUAAUAGAAGCCUAAGCGAGCGUAAGAUGGGUCAUUUGCACAAUGUGAAUGAGUACCACAAAGCAGAGUUUGGAAGUGAAAGUGACAUGGAGAUUCAACAGGAAUAUACUACACCUCAAAAGAAUGGCAGAGGCAGCACCGCCAGUUCGGCCUCAGGAAGCAAAGAAAGAGAUGCAGACAGACUAUAUCUUGAAGAACCAAACUGCAAGAGACAAGCGGUUGAACAUUCAGGUUUUGAGCAUCCAAGUUCUGGGAAGAAACUUGAUCUGAACACUCAAAACACUGACGAUGGUGAUCAAGGGUAUAGGCAUUUUGAUUUAAAUGGCUUCAGCUGGAGCUGAAUUGUUAAUGAUAUGCAAUAUGAUUGAAGAGAAGAAAUGAUCAUACAAAUAAUUUUUCCUGGCAUUUUCAACACCAUUAUUUGGUGAUUAAACUGCGUAGGUGAAGAAAAAAAUACUAGUACACCAGAGUUCAACCAUUGAGUAUAGAAACUGAGAUGUUAUGGCUCAGCAGUUUAAAUCUC